AGGAGCAGGCCCCGGCUCCGGCCCUGGCUCUGACGGCGCUUCGAUGCGGGGCUAGGAGCGCAGCCGCCCCUCGGCCUGCCCUGCCCGGGCGCGGAGCCGCGCUUUCUUCUCAGCCCGGAGCCGUCGGCCUCAGCGUCUGCGAUGAACCCGGUGAAUGCUACAGCCUUGUACAUCUCCGCCAGUCGCCUGGUGCUCAACUACGGCCCCGGAGAGGACCCGCAGUGCCUGGCCGAAAUCGGCAAGCUGCUGCCCUACUUCCGGCAGUCGCUCUCUUGCUGUGUGUGCGGAAAUCUGCUGCAAGAUCCAAUUGCACCCACCAAUUCCACAUGCCAGCAUUAUGUAUGCAAAACCUGUAAAGGCCAGAAGAUGAUGAUGAAACCAUCGUGUAGUUGGUGCAAGGACUAUGAGCAGUUUGAAGAAAAUAAACAGUUAAGCAUUCUAGUGAAUUGCUAUAAAAAACUAUGUGAGUACAUUACACAAACACCACUAGCACGGGAUAUUAAAAAAGCUGCUGAGACUUCUCCAGAUCUAUUGACUUUGCUUAAAGAUGGCGCUGCACUCCAUGAAGAUACAGAAGAAACAUCUGAUGAAGCCGUUGCAGUGUGUAUCACACAUUCCCCAUCACCUUCAACCUCAGAGCAUGCUAAUGAGCCUCCAGCAUGCCGUUCUUCUGUUCCUGAAAGCACAUAUGAGUCUGAUGUGAAAGGCUCCACUAUUAAUGGGUUGCCCAAUUGCAAUGGGCUGUCAGUAGAUAAAACUGGAGCAAAUAUUCCUUCUCCUGAACAUGCAAAUACAAUUGAUGUAUGUAGCCCUGCACAGUGCAUAGAAACUGACGAUAAUUCUAGCAAUCUUCAACCUGGCCAGUGCUUAAAAAGUGACAAUAUUUCUAGCAAUCUUCACCCUGGACAGUAUGUAAAAACUGAAGCUAUUUCCAGCAGUCUUCAGCCUAUCUGUGAUGCAGUUUCUCCUAGUGACUUGUGUGCGGUAAGCAGUGAUACUUGCAGUUUCAGCAAAGACACCAAACCUGGUGAUUCUCUCCUACUUAGUGUUGAGGAAGUGCUACGGAGCUUGGACUCCAACGCAGAGGUCUGUGGUCCUAAUCUGCAACACAGCUUGGAAACCAAUAUAUCCAACGGCCCUUUUUUGCAGCUUUGUCCUCCACCACCUAGCCAUAGCAUGUUCGUGUCAAUGGGUGCUUCACCUUACGGGAUUUCAUGUACAGCUGCGACACCGAAGGCGGUAAAAUUAAAUAGAAAGCGAUCGCGUUCCGAAAGUGACAGUGAAAAGGUUCAGCCUCUUCCAAUUUCCAGCAUCCUUCGUGGCCCAACGUUGGGAGCCUCAGCCCCGGUAACAGUGAAACAGGAUACAAAGAUGUCUUUGCAGCCUGUAGCAGCUGUACCAAAUGGAGGCACCGCUCCUAAGAUAGGCAAAACUGUACUCUUAGCAAACAAAGGCAUGAAAAAGACUCUAGACCACACCGCCAAGAAACCCCAUCCGAAAUCCAAAACAGGAAUGCUGAAAAAAUCAAGAGCUAGCAGUCAUGUGCCAGGCGGUCUAACGAAAACGGUGUACAAAAAGCCACAGGAAAAGAAGGGGUGCAAAUGUGGUCGAGCCACCCAAAAUCCAAGUGUUCUUACAUGUCGUGGCCAACGCUGUCCUUGUUACUCGAACCGUAAAGCUUGCUUAGACUGCAUAUGCCGUGGCUGCCAAAAUUCAUAUAUGGCUAAUGGGGAGAAGAAACUGGAGGCAUUUGCAGUGCCAGAAAAGGCUUUGGAGCAGACUAGGCUUACCUUGGGCAUUAAUGUGACAAGCAUUGCUGUGCGCAAUGCCAGCACAAGUACCAGUGUAAUUAAUAUGACAGGGUCACCAGUAGCAACGUUUUUAGCUGCCAGUACAAACGAUGAUAAGAACUUGGACGAAGCUAUAGACAUGAGAUAUGACUGCUGAGUCAAUUUUUUUCUUUUUGAUCUUUCUCUCCUGCCUUUGGUAGGGGGACUGCUAUAAUUUUGAGGGCAGCUAUGGUUCUGUUUAACUUGCCGGAGCUCCUGCAUAUAAAUCACUUGUAUCAAGUGUUUUUCAUUGCUAUGUUGUGUGUUAGUGUCUGGGAAAUAGUUUGACGGUAAUUGCGGAGUUACCCUGAAACUGUCUUUAGUUCUUACAGCACCUCAUAGUUUCAGAUCAAAUGCUAAUGUAAAUGAUUUAUAAUACACAAUUACUUUUGGGCAAAUAUUGACCUUGUUCCAGUUCAUGCUUUGUGCUUAAUCAGAGAUUGAUUGAAUAUACAGCAAUGGUUUCUAGUCAGUCCAUCACAGUUGUGGUAAUUUAUUAUGUACCCAUGUUUAGAGUCAGUGUUGCAGGAAAUCAGCGUCAAGCUCAUGUAGUAAAAAUGUCACAGCCAGUCUUCUAAUACCACGUUAUUGUGGAUAGGGAGAUUAGUAAUUGAGCACUUUAAACUUAUUCAAAAAUUAAAGUUAUUUUACUUUUCCAUCUAGUGUAUGCUGUCCUGGAGCAAAGAAAACUAUGAAACUGGGCCCUUCUGUCAGAUUUGAAUACUCAAGAUUCUCAAAUAUAUGUUUCUUUUUCUCUAGAGUAAUAUUUCAAAAAUACUAAUAGAAGUUCCAUUGUCAUGAAGCAGCCUUUGAAGAUUUAUUAUUAUUAUUUUAUUAUUAUUUUUGGAAGAAUUUGCAGAUUGGUGUCACUAGUCUUUUGCAUUAUGUGUCAUACUGUAAAUGUUAAUCUUCAAGAUAUUAUUGUGGAGUUCAUUAUGAAAUAGGUAAUGUAUAUUUUGGAAUGUGCUAGUUAGCUACAAAAUAAAAGCAAUUUAAUUCUCAUGCCAAAAUUACUGAGACAUCAUUGUAUAUGUUAGUUUUUAGCUGUUGG
Messenger RNA from Lacerta agilis (Sand lizard), 2880 nucleotides. RefSeq names its product MSL complex subunit 2 (gene MSL2). Lineage: Eukaryota; Metazoa; Chordata; Lepidosauria; Squamata; Lacertidae. Gene Ontology annotation, cellular component: MSL complex. Bases 142 to 1947 code for a protein of 601 amino acids. Gene Ontology annotation, molecular function: ubiquitin protein ligase activity. The transcript has 2 exons. The record is from RefSeq and is a predicted model, not a curated record.